UUAUGUGAAGAUUGGAUGCGGAGGGGCAAGUUGCGUCCUGACUUUCAUAAGCAAACACCACCCUGCGGGCACUGUCGGCCCGGAUCUCCUCCCCGCUCGCACCGCCGCAGCGCGCUCCCGCAGGCCGCGUCACCGGCGGCCCGGCCCUUGCUGCCCGCCUGCCCCUACGGCCCUACCACGCCGCGCUCGCCACCGGAGAGGGCCAAUAGAAUAAAGAAAGCGAAGCCAAUGCAGGUCGCCGUCAACACCAGCACUGUCGGCGCUCACCAGCACCCAACAAAGUCCUCCUUCCUCCGGCCAUCCCCUCCUUGCCGCGUCUACUUCCACGCUUCUCCACGUCCGAAGAACCUGAGGGCGAUUGCCAUGGCCACCAAGUCGCAGCUUCAGGAGCAACUGGUCAUCACUCGGCCCGACGAUUGGCAUCUCCAUCUUCGUGAAGGCGGUGUCCUCGAGGCUGUAGUGCCACACAGCGCGAGGCAUUUUGGGAGGGCCAUCAUCAUGCCCAACUUGAAGCCCCCGGUGACCACAACGGCGCGGGCGGUGGAAUACAGGGAGGAGAUAAUGAGGGCGCUGCCGCCAGGGAGUAGCUUCGAGCCGCUCAUGACACUGUACCUGACAGACAACACAAGUCCAGAGGAGAUCAAGCUCGCAAGAAAGAGUGGUAUAAUCUUUGCUGUGAAGCUAUAUCCUGCUGGAGCAACUACCAAUUCCCAAGAUGGCGUCACUGAUAUAUUUGGGAAGUGCUUGCCAGUCCUCGAGGAGAUGGUCAGGCAGGAAAUGCCAUUGCUUGUUCAUGGAGAAGUCACAGAUCCACAUGUUGACACCUUUGACCGUGAGAAGGUUUUCAUUGACAAAAUAUUGGCACCACUUGUACAAAAACUUCCACAGCUGAAAAUUGUCAUGGAACAUAUCACAACCAUGGAUGCAGUGAACUUCAUAGAAUCAUGUGAAGAAGGUCAUGUUGCUGCAACAGUGACUCCCCAGCAUCUCCUCCUCAAUAGGAAUGCUUUAUUUCAGGGUGGCUUGCAGCCACACAAUUAUUGUUUGCCCGUACUGAAAAGAGAGACUCAUAGGCAAGCUAUUGUAUCUGCUGUAACAAAUGGGAGUAGACGGUACUUUCUUGGUACUGACAGCGCUCCCCAUGAUAAACAGAACAAAGAAUGUUCCUGUGGAUGUGCAGGAAUAUAUAGUGCUCCUGUUGCCUUGUCUCUUUAUGCGAAGGUAUUUGAAGAGGCUGGUGCCCUAGAUAAGCUAGAAACAUUUACAAGCUUCAAUGGCCCCGAUUUUUAUGGCCUCCCAAGGAACACUUCAAAGAUUGUCUUGAGAAAGAAUGCCUGGAAAGUUCCUGGAACUUAUAAACACAGUUCAGGGGAGAUUGUGCCUAUGUUUAGUGGCAGCACCCUUGAGUGGCUUCCAUCUGAUCAGCCUAAAGAGUAAACAGUAUGCAUUAUUGUACCCAGCAGUUGGGGGAAUCAAUAGGUGGAGUUUUUCUAGUUCUUUUUCCUUUUUCUGUUAGAAUCAGCAUAGCAAACUAUUCAGCCAUAAGCAGCAAUUCCUGAAGGCAAUUGAAAGCAACUGCGAAAGAUUUGCUUGUCGAGUUGUUAUUGGAUUGCAGUACAAUUCUGGAAGUAGUUAAAAGGUCACAUUGUAUGGUUAUCAAGGGUAGUCUACUGCUCUAGACACCAUAGCAUCCAUGGUUUCAAAGGCGACGAGGCGUCCACGUGAGAGCUGGGUGUGCCUGGACACCUAGGUGACAAGGUGCCACUGUUCCCCAAGGCGAGCUGGGUAUGCCUGGUGCCUAAGUGACGCCUUUGAAACGGGUAGCAUCCAUAAUAAUGUAAUGAAUAAAUAUCUGCAUUGCAGUUACAUCGUCAUAUACUCUUGCAGUCCCUUUAACACAACAUUUUCCUCUUAUUAUUACUUCUGAA
Sorghum bicolor (sorghum) is the source of this 1928-nucleotide messenger RNA. Its product is annotated as dihydroorotase, mitochondrial. The transcript is spliced from 7 exons. The record is from RefSeq and is a predicted model, not a curated record. Lineage: Eukaryota; Viridiplantae; Streptophyta; Magnoliopsida; Poales; Poaceae. Gene Ontology annotation, molecular function: dihydroorotase activity. Gene Ontology annotation, cellular component: cytoplasm; chloroplast. Gene Ontology annotation, biological process: pyrimidine nucleotide biosynthetic process; 'de novo' pyrimidine nucleobase biosynthetic process. The coding region runs from base 16 to 1437 and encodes 473 amino acids.